Molecule: messenger RNA, 4521 nt
Organism: Sporisorium graminicola
Lineage: Eukaryota; Fungi; Basidiomycota; Ustilaginomycetes; Ustilaginales; Ustilaginaceae
Exons: 1
Coding region: 1-4521 (1506 amino acids)
Biological process (GO): chromatin remodeling
Cellular component (GO): nucleus
Molecular function (GO): histone H3K9 demethylase activity; histone H3K36 demethylase activity
Source: RefSeq, a predicted model, not a curated record
AUGUCGAUCCCGGAAGCAACCUCGAGCUCUGGUCCGCCCACUGAAGCUACGUCGCUGCCGGCAAAGUCAGACACCAAAGUAGCAGCCGCCGUCGAGCAAGCCCCAACUUCACCUCCACGCCUUUCGCACCUUGACAAGGUAGCUACUACGGUUGCAGCCAACGAGGCCUCCGCUGCUGCUUCCGCGUCUUCCCCUUCCAACGAUUUGUCACCCCCUCAUCAACAUACAGAAUCCAGUCGUCACUCCACUCCAGCUACCUCGACUGCAGGCUCGGACCGUGCCCAACCCACAUUCGCCUCCGCAGAGCCUUCAUCUUUAUCCUCGAAUCUCCUCCGAGAUCGUGCAUUCGAGCAAUCAACGUUGGAGCAUGCACCUCAACCGUCAACAUCUUCAUCCUCUUCACAGCCGCAGCAACCACAUGAUGAUCAUCCUCUCGCAUCCGUCCAGCCUGCCUACUUCUAUCCCAGUGAUGGUUCCACUUCAUCUGCUCACGACGGCAUUCCCGUCUUUGAGCCGACCAUGCAGCAAUUCCAGGACUUUUACGCUUUCUGCCAGGCCGUCGAUACCUGGGGAAUGAUCUAUGGUCUCAUCAAAGUGGUCCCUCCCAAGGAAUGGCGAGACUCGCUACCUGAUCUUCGUCCACUUGGAAAGCAGCCGGGCGCCGCAGACACAUCACAGCCAGACACUGCAGAGCCAGAUCAACACGCAAACAUCUCCAAAGUUCGCAUCCGCAACGCCAUCGUGCAGCACUUCACCCCGGCUGGGUCCGGUGUCUGGCGUCAGAUCAACACCACUCGGUCCGCCAAGAUCUGGAACGCAAAGCAGUGGGCCGACAUCUGCAUCUCGCAAGAUCAAAAAGGUCCCGAGAUGAAUCGCAUGGAGAGGAAGGUCGAAGUCAACGGGGUCUCCAACGGCGGAUGGGGUCCCAAGAACAUUGGCACAAAGGACGGCACCAACUCCUCCAUCCUCGAAGAAGACGGCGUCCGCACAAGGAGUGGCAAGGCUCGGCCCUCCAUUGUUCCUGCUGCUGGUGACUCCAAAUCUCACGGCAAACGCAAACGUAACGAGCCAGAGCAGGAUAAUGACAAGUCGACCGAAAGUGGAAACGCUGAAGAGCAAGCAACGACACCCGCGCCAGCCCCGACGUCUCCCUCGUCCCCUGAGCGUCGUUCCCAGCGAAUCGGGCAAAACACAAACGUCAAAUCGCCGCCCAUGCCUGCUGUAUCCCGCGACGCUUCGCCAGUCAAGCCAAAGAAGAACUGGGAAGCAGAGGCCACCACACAUGAGGAGUGGUGCGAAUUCGACUACAAAAACUGCUGGCGCAGGGAAGCGUUGUCCAGAGAAGAGCUCGCCCGACUCGAUGCUCACCCUAGCGUAUCCACAAGCGAGCUCGCCCAGACAGCACGGCACGGCGCAUCAUCAGCGGAUGCCCCCGUCACCUUGCCAUCUCUUUCCAACUGGACACCCGAAGUGUGUCGGGAGAUCGAGAGCGAAUACUGGCGCUCUCUCAACUUCGGCAAAGCGCCCAUGUACGGCGCCGAUCUCAGCGGCACUCUCUUCGACGCCCGUACCAAACACUGGAACGUCGGCAAGCUCGACAGCAUCCUUACUCGUCUUCGUCUCAAACGCAAGCUGCCAGGUGUCAAUACGCCCUACCUCUAUUGGGGCAUGUGGCGAGCCACCUUUGCAUGGCACGUCGAAGAUAUGGACCUCUACUCGAUCAAUUACAUUCACUUUGGUGCGCCUAAGCAAUGGUACGCCAUCCGACAGGCCGAUCGACAGCGCUUCGAAUCCGCCAUGGCCGGUGCUUUCCCGGCCGAUGCACGUCGCUGCCCUCACUUUAUGCGCCACAAAUCGUAUCUCGCUUCGCCAUCCUUCCUCGCCUCGCACGGCAUCCGCCCACUCAAGCUCGUCCACAAGGCCGGCGAAUUUGUCAUCACCUACCCGUACGGCUAUCACUCGGGCUUCAACAUGGGGUACAACUGUGCAGAGAGUGUCAACUUCGCGCUCGAAUCGUGGCUUGACAUUGGUCGCAAGGCCAACUACUGCCAUUGCGACAUGUCGCAGAACAGCGUGCGUAUCGACGUGGACGCCUUACUCGAAGAGAGCAAAGAGAUGGAAGAGCUUGAACGCAAACGCGAGCUGCGCCGUGCCAAAGAGGAGGCGGUUAACGCCAUCGAAGAGGAAGAGACGGAGAAGCGCAGGAUCCGUAAUGAAAAGGCUAAGGAGCGCAGAAAGCUCAAGAAGGAGGCAGACGAAGCAGCCGCUGCCACCGCCGGCCCAGCACUGCCCUUGCCCUUCCAGGGAGGUGCCAACUUUUACGUCGACCCCAAGCAGGCUGCCACGAGUCCUUGCGUCUUCUGCCCCGCCGACGUCGACACUGAUUUGGUAGCCACGCCCGGCGAGAUCGAUUCCACCAACUCCAAGCUCGCCGCCAUGGCUGGUCGUCACGCGCAUCGUCUGUGCGCCAGUUUUGUGCCCGAGACUUGGGUGGGGAAGCACGGCAAAGCUGAGGUGGUGUGUGGAAUCGAGGGCAUUGACAAGGCGCGCUUCUCGCUCAAGUGCCAGAUCUGCCCGAACCCGAGCCUGCAGAAGCUGUAUCCCAAGAUCCAAUGCACGCGCGGCAAGUGUCCCCGCUCGGCACACGUCAGCUGCGCCUUGGUCGAGGAGCACGGUUGGUUCAUCGACGUCUGCCCUGCAGAGACGGCAGAUCGCCUGGAAGGCAAGAAAGCGACGACUGCCAACAGCAGCCAGCAAAAUGACGGUCUGGAGGAUGGCGAGCGUCUCGUCGUACUCUGCAAGACCCACAACCCGCUCUUCCGUGAAGCUGAGGAGGCGCGCAAAGCGGAAGAGUUGCGCGAGCGCAUCUAUGCCCUGCCGAUCCCAUCCAUGGUCAAGAUUAAGACUCCAGGAGGCAUGUUCCAGGCUUUGAUGGUCGAGAUCCAUGAAGAGGAGGACGAGAUUGUGAUUGAGGAUGAGGGACGACCGAGCACAGUCAAGUUCCACCAAAUCAUCUUUGAUCCGCCCGCUGCUGCUGCUGAUGAAGUCAAGCCAGAGCCCGCAACACUUGCUCUUGUAGCACCCACCGAUGCUGGAGCCAAUGCCGACGACGCUCCGCAGCCGAACAAGCGUAGAAGGAAGGCCAGCGAAAAGGCAAGCGCCAAUGCAAAGGCUGCGAGCGAGGAGGCUAUCGAGGCCAGUCUGGCCACGUCCGAUGCAGCCAUGCUAGCGGCGUCGGUCAAGCGACCUCGCAAGAGUCGCAGCACCGCUGCUAUCACCGCUGCCCCCGUCGAAACGCCUACAGUGCAGUCGAUAGCAAACGAUCAAUUCCAGCGAAAGCCAAAGCCACAGCGACAGUCCAAGAAGAAAGCACAAGUAGCAGAAGCUCAGGAAGUCAUGACGCCGCCCGAGAUGCGUCAUCAGGCUCCGUUUUCGUGGCCAGGUCAUCCAAUGCACCAAGGUGCGUCGCAGCAGCAGCAGCAGCAGCCACAACAGGUUCACGCUACUCCCGUGCCCUCAAAGCGUGGUCCACGAGCUACGUAUGCCGCUCAGCCUCCUACUGCAUCUCAGCCGUCGCAAUACUCUGAGCACUACGCACAGAUGCAACAGCAUCAGCAACAUCAGCAGCAGCAUCAUUCUGGUUCGGACUUUGGAGCGACGCAGCACCGCAGUCAGGUCUAUCGGGUAAAUGGUGAUGCAGGGCAGUAUGGAUCCCAGUAUGCACCUGGCCAUCCCUCCGGGUACGGUCGUGGUGAAUACACCGUUGGUGUCGCUUCUCCCAGCUACGCACAUGCCCAGGCACACCCACACAGCACCCACCAGCAGCAGUCGCGCACAAGCAACGGCGAUCAUUCACACGGUGCCGCUUCCUCGCCUUACGCUCCCUACCAGCAAGCCAGCGUUGCUCAUCCUUCCUAUGUUUCCGGUGCAGACGGCGGCAGUCAUGGUCGACACUCUGCAGCUGCUGCUUCUACUUCGACAUCAUCGUCUCCAGCUCCGCCUAGCGUCCUGUCAUCAUCGUCUCCCGGUAUGACUUCCGCGUCACAGUACGGCUACUUGGCUGCGCCUCCACCAGGAUAUCCGGACCGCACACCGCCGCUGCCGACCUACGCCAAACCGGUGACGCACCAACCGCAAUUGCCAGGAGGCGGUGACGUGUACGGAAAGGCAUAUCCGGAUUACAGGCCGCCGUACCAUCACGCCGCUCCCCCGGGCUUGCAUCCGGGUUACUCGGCUCAGUACGCACAACAGCAGCAGAAUCGGCCGCAUCAUUUGUCGCAGCAGACGCAACACCAGCAGGGACACCAGUAUGCGAACGGUCAAGGGUACCCGUACCACUAUUCGGCUCAUCCUGCACCGUCACCGUACGAUGGACAGGUGCAUCCCCAACAGCAUCGCCAGCAGCAGCAUUCAAUGAUGUCGCAGUCGAACCAUGGAGCGUACGGACAUUAUCCGGGACAUCAUCCGUAUCACGUUCCGCAACAAUCGCCGGCUCCGCAACCGACGCACCAGCAGCAGUAG